Messenger RNA from Chenopodium quinoa (quinoa), 1133 nucleotides. RefSeq names its product pentatricopeptide repeat-containing protein At3g26630, chloroplastic-like. The record is from RefSeq and is a predicted model, not a curated record. Lineage: Eukaryota; Viridiplantae; Streptophyta; Magnoliopsida; Caryophyllales; Amaranthaceae. Bases 530 to 1123 code for a protein of 197 amino acids. Gene Ontology annotation, molecular function: RNA binding; protein binding. Gene Ontology annotation, biological process: RNA modification. The transcript has a single exon.
UUGGGGAAAAUUAUCAAUAGUACACCUAAGGUUUGGGCCUUUAUCAAUAGUACAUCUGCUAAACUAUUGUUUAUCAGCGGUACAUUCAAGGUUUUAUACCAUUAUCAGCCGUACACCUACCGUUAGACAAACGUUAAAAAAACGUUAGUUUUGGCUUUUUUAACUUAAAAAUUAACACGUGGCGGCCUGUGAUUGGUCCAAAAAAAUAAAAAUAAAAUAAAAUUUUAAAAAAGUUAGAUUAAUAAAAUAAGAUUUUCUCUCUCCUCCAAACUUCCAGCCUCUCCUUCAAAACUACACUAACUCACAACAUCUUAUCCAAAUCCAUGCUAAAAUCAUCUAUUCAAAUCUCUCUACCAACCCAAUUCUUGCCUCCCAGUUACUUCGCCUUUAUUCUUCCUUUAGCAAUCUCAACUACGCUUCUUCAAUCUUCCAUCGAAUUCAAUCUCCUUAAACCUUUUCCUGGAAUCUCAUCAUCAGAGCUCAUACAAUCAACUCUUCUUCUUCAAAGUCUCUCAUUUUGUACAAUCUUAUGAUAUGUGCUGGGGUACCACCUGAUAAAUUCACCUUCCCUUUUGUCAUUAAAGCUUGCGCUGCUUCUUCGGCUAUUGAAAAGGGUAAGGAGGUUCAUGCUUCUGUUAUAAAAUCUGGGUUUCAUUGUAAAGAUUUGUUUGUUAAGAAUACCCUUUUGGAUAUGUACUUGAAAUGUGGGAGUUUAGAGUGUGCACGUAAGGUGUUCGACGAAAUUCCUGUGAAAAAUGUUGUGUCUUGGACUACGAUGGUUUCGGGUUUGGUUGGAUUUGGGGAGUUGGAUUGUGCUAGAAAACUGUUUGAUCAAAUGCCUGUGAGAAAUAUGGUUUCUUGGACUGCUAUGAUCAAUGGGUAUGUGUCGAAUGGGAGGCCUCAAGAGGCGUUCGAGUUGUUCUCCCAAAUGCAGGUUGAAGGAGUGAAACCUAAUGAGUUUACUCUUGUUAGUUUGCCGAGAGCGUGUAAUGAGCUGGGGAGUCUUAAUUUAUGGUGGUGGACAAGAAGAGGAAAGAGAAAUGAGGGGGGUGGGAUGUCUGGUUGGCUGCUGGAAGUAAUGGAGGAGGAGGAAGGAUGGAGGAAAGAGAAAGGAAGGAGGUAGGAAAAAAAAA